GGCCCCGUGAGAUCCGCCUCUCUUCCCAUCAACCUGCGGCUCAUCCUGCUUUUCCAUUGGCCUUUUAUUCCACAGACAGACUGCUAUUCCUGAACUCGCCGUAAUCGCAUCUAUCCCGAGUGUCCCUCGACAGGAUCGGAGCUGACAGAGUUAAUUUCGCUCCUUUAGCACCCGCGGACGUCGAUUUGCCUCGGAAUUAAGACGGUGGUUUAUUGGUAGACGGUCGGUUGCGCUUUAAUUCAACCGGGCGACAUCGUGCGGGAGGUGGAGCCGCCGAACAGAACAGCGCGCGCAGCACAUUAUUAUUAUUCCUCGUAAGUGCAUACUACAAUCAUGAGUGAUUCAGAAAAACAAACCGUCUCCCUUAAGGACAAGGAUGGAGUGGAGAAAAGAGGACGCGGAAGACCAAGGAAGCAUCCUAAGGAAUCCAGUGGGUCACCGAGUGCGAAAAAACCAAGAGGACGACCAAAAGGCAGCAAAAACAAAGGCCCAUCCAAGAGAAAAUCAUCAGCCUCUGGCCGCAAAGCGAAGGGAAAGCCUAAGAAAGAGGAAAAGGAAAAACCUCAGGAUUCAUCUGAUGACGCCGAAGAAGACGACGAUGAAGAACAGUAACAAUCUGACCGGAGCACUACCUCAUAUUCAACCAAACCAACAGCUGUCUGCUCUCCAACCUGUGGACAACACAGAAUGUUUUUCUACAACCACAAAAGGACAGUAACCGAUCCUGCAUAAUACAUGAGCUUCAUGGUAUUAGAUGAAAUAUACUGUAGAAACUACAUCCACACUGCAUACAAUAAUGUGUUU
Molecule: messenger RNA, 804 nt
Organism: Danio aesculapii
Lineage: Eukaryota; Metazoa; Chordata; Actinopteri; Cypriniformes; Danionidae
Gene: hmga1b
Product: high mobility group AT-hook 1b
Exons: 5
Coding region: 334-612 (92 amino acids)
Biological process (GO): regulation of DNA-templated transcription
Cellular component (GO): nucleus; chromatin
Molecular function (GO): transcription coregulator activity; DNA binding
Source: RefSeq, a predicted model, not a curated record